CCACAUCUCACCGCCUUGUCUCACCAGCCAAAGAGCCUCAGAACAAAUACAAAACCUCGAAAACUCUCACAAAACACAAACCCAUAAUCUGCUUUGAAAAAACUGAGUUCUGUAUAAUUAUAUAUACAUGUAUGGUGUCUCUAUAUCCAAACCCAGCAGCAGGUCAAGACUUGUGCAUGGUGGAUCGUAUGAAAAUGGGGCUUCAUGGUCUCAAUUCUAUACCACCAAGUACAACGAGUACUGUUAAUACAAUUGUGUCAUCAACUGCUGGAAAUUUGAAUUUCAAUUGUGGGUUUUUUGCCGAAGAUACGAAUAAGAAGGCCCGAAAGCCAUACACCAUCACCAAGUCUAGGGAGAGCUGGACCGAGCAAGAGCAUGACAGGUUUCUCGAAGCCCUCCAUCUGAAGACGUGAGAUGCUGAUAAUUGUAUCCCUUUUGUACAGCUUUGACCGCGACUGGAAAAAGAUUGAAGCCUUUGUUGGGUCAAAAACUGUUGUCCAGAUACGUAGCCACGCACAGAAGUACUUUUUGAAAGUCCAGAAGAAUGGGACAAGUGAACAUGUGCCUCCCCCUCGGCCGAAGAGAAAAGCUGCUCACCCAUACCCACAAAAGGCCCCAAAUAAUGGACCAUUACAAGCUUCAACUGCUCUGCUUCACUCCGGAAAUGUUCUCUGGGCAGAUUCAUCCUCAGUUCCAAGAAACCCGAUCAACAGUGCAGGUCUAUAUUCCUGGACUUGCGGUGUCGUGCCACCAAGCAGUGUGUCACAUAUAACAGAAGAUGAUGUGGGGUCAACUGGUGAAACACAUGAGCAAGGAAAAGGAGAAUGGGACAAGCCAAUGAGAGUUAAGCCAGAUUUUGCUCAAGUCUACAGUUUCAUUGGCAGUGUCUUUGACCCCAAUGCAAGUGGUCACUUGCAGAGAUUGAAGAAGAUGGACCCGAUAAACUUUGAGACGGCGGUGAUGUUGAUGAAGAACCUCGCCAUCAAUUUGGCAAGCCCUGAGUUUGGUGAUCAUAGAAGAUUGCUCUCAUUGCAUGAUGUGGACACCAAGAAGGUUAAAUCCAGUAGUCCUUUCAAUAUAGCUCCAUUCUGAAAAGCCAGGGAAUUUGAUUUUAUACGUGUAGAGGAUGAAAAAGAUUGAGAGAACUACGCUGGAAGAUUUUUGCUACUUAUUGCUGAUUAUACAGAGAAAUAAAUGCCUGGGUAAUGGGUGCGUAGACGUAGUGAGCUUCAGCUGCCAGCUACAUCUGAAGGCGUCGAUAUACUUCUGUAUGUGCAUGUGUAUUUAUCUACCAUCUUCUCAUGAACGAGCAACAAGCACAGGCGUCAUCAUCUUGUUGUGUACAUAUGUAUGAACCAAUGUAGCAAGGUGGUGUUUGACACAUCUUCAAGAUGUAUGGCUCGGGAGUUCUGGCAUCUUGUCUAAUAUCUUUGGAUGGCUUCAAUUUCUGCCUAUUUUGCUUUCGGGACUUUUCUUUUUUUCUCGUUAAAACUAAAACAAUUGAAAAGGACUGC
This is a messenger RNA of Ilex paraguariensis (yerba mate), 1514 nucleotides long. The record is from the annotation of a GenBank genome assembly. NCBI's taxonomy places the organism in Eukaryota, Viridiplantae, Streptophyta, Magnoliopsida, Aquifoliales, Aquifoliaceae.